CGGCCAACAUGGCCGCUGCGGUAUCUCAAAAUGGAAUGGAGAAAAUUUCGGACGAAAUUGUGCUGCAUAUCCUGCAAUUUCUUCCGUUAGAUGACAUCUUAAAUGUGCAGCGAGUGAGCAGGAGGUUUAGCGGAAUAUGCCAGGACAAAACACUUUGGAGGUCUACAGAGUUGAGGUCUUGUUACGGGUUGUCAGACGACCUUCUUAAGAACGUCAUCAGUCACCAAACACUAAAUAUACUACAUCUCAGUCUCCAUGGCUGCUAUUGGUUACACUCCACGGCCCUCGAGGUGUUGUCACGAUGUGUGAACCUCCAGACACUGGACCUGUCUCACUGUCGGGUCACCACAAAAUGCCUCUCCAAAAUCUUAUCAGCUACCAAAGAACUGCGCUGCCUUGCCUGGGACGUCGAGGGGGGUUUCCGGCCAUCAUUCCUCAGCCAGGAAUGUAAGGAGACACUGAAGAAGCUGAAAGUCUUGAAGCAGGUCUACCCAUUUGAAGUCCACCAGGACCUGUUUGGAGUCCUGACAUUCUGUCCGGCCCUGGAAAGGAUCUACUUGCUAGGCAAUGUGCAGCUUUCCAACGUAGCGUGUUGGACAUACAACCCUCUUGAAGAAGAUCAAGCAGCUGUCUCAGCAAGUAACCUGAAGGAGCUGGUCUGUUAUGGGUUUGAGAACUCUGAAGUGGCAUCCUCUGUGUUUAACCUGCUGACAGGCUCCAUGAAGCAGGGGGAUCCCCAGCCUACUCUCCACUCCUACUGUAUCAGCGGGGGUCCGUUUGUAACAUACGAGAAGGCAGUGGGAAGCUAUGCACAGGCAUUUGAGCCGUUUAAAACAGACCUGCUGCAGCUUGAUUUGUCGUCUGGGCGGGAGGGAAUAUGCUCCAUCUCGGAUCUACAGAAAACGAAGAACCUGCAGUUCUUGAGACUGUCAUACAACUUCUGUCUCCAUAGUUACGACCUGAUAACAGUUUCCACAGUAUGUCAGAACCUGCGGGUGUUAAACCUGAUGGGGUGCAGGUACUGCUUCAGUUGUUCAGAGAGGUUUGACUGGGACCUGAGCGGUCUGGAGGCUGUAGCUGAGAACUGCCCACAUCUCCACAGCCUGAACCUGAGUGGUGCUCACCACUGCAACUCCUUUGGUUGCCCCAAUGUCUUCCCUUCUGAUGGCUUGGCAGACACCAUAGCCAAGAUGAAAGGGCUGGUGAGCCUGUCCCUCCCCGCCUGUUCAGUGGGAACUUCCAAGAAGUCCAAGAAGUCAAGAAUUGAUCCCUUGUAUCCAGGAAAUGGACCCAGGCCUCAGACCUCAUCCUCCAGGACAUCCCACUACAGCAGAGCAGACCCACAGGUCCUGAACCUUUGGAAGAUCGUCCAUGGCUGCCCCCUUGUGGAGGAGUUUGAACUGCUGGGUGUGGGCUUUCACUCCCAACUGGUCCACAAGGCUUUACAUCUCAAGUUGGAGAGGGACAAGGGAGGCUUCUUUAUUUACAGACCAUGUGAUGAUGUGAAGUCCCGGAUGAAGGAUGCUGACCUGUCGUGUAUCUGUGAGUGGAGGAAGCUCCGUAAGCUGACCCUGGGUGGGUUGCCAGGGGUGAUCACAGGUGAGUUCCUGCAGACCCUCCCAGAGAAGUGUCCAGCCCUGCGGCACCUGUCCCUGGCAAACCUGGGUCCCACCGGACAGUGCAUUUACUCCAACAACCUGCUGUCUGCACUGACAAGGAUGCCACACUUACAGGACUUCAGAUUUGAGCAGCCAAACUUUAACAUAGCCUGGAGUUUCCUGGAGGCUCUAUACAACUGCAGGGACCUACAGAGACUGUGUGUGGUGGCCAGGAAUGGGGAGAUCGAUCCUCACCUAACACUGAAGCUAUUUGAGGAGUGCAAACGUCUGGUUGUGUGCCAGUUGUUCACCAUGGGACAGGUCUUGGCCAGUCACAGAUUGCAGCAGGUUAUCAAACAAAGAUACCAGAGUGAUCGCCCAGCGCUGCAUGUGGCUAUUCAACACCUGCUGAUGGAAGACAGCCGCAGUCUGAGUCAGCUCAUUCCCAUGGUGCACCUGGAGGAGUUUACCAUGUACAAGUCGCGGGUGGGGGAGCAGCCUUUGGAGCUGGAUAAAUGUGGAAUCAUGAGUCUAAAAGUCAGCAGGCUGAGGUGUCCAUUCGCAGCUGAGUGCUGAUGGGCAAAGCACCAAUUUUAUACCUGCCUCAAGUCUGAAUCUUGGCAGUGAUGCAGUGGUUACCAAAACUGCUACUUAACUGCUCCGUUGGUGCCAUGUUGGAACAUAAAGUCAUAGACUUAAUGAUUUUUUAACCAAUGGUGUUAAUUAGAAUGAAUUGCUUUUGUACCUUGAUUUGCAGUCUUGAUCAGCAUUUGUUGUCAAGAGAAUUACAUACGAUAUUUCAUCAAUGUAUCAUUCAGAAUGUGGGUAAGCUUAUGUAUAAUUUUAUUUAUGUACUUGACAGUGCAAUCGUGAGUAGUUUUCCCACAUUGAAGUCUGCGUACAUGUUGUUGUCUGCAGACUGCAUGUCAUUAUCUUGAGAAGGUUGUAGUGGGGAAUGUUGUUUAACACAGAUGGGGAGUGCAUUGUUUGUAAUCAUGAGACAGUUACUACAAUCAUGAGGAUGAUCAAGUAUACUGAAAUCAUUAUCAUGAUCAAGUGUACUGCAAUCAUGUUGAUUAAACUUUACUUAAAUCAUGUAGAUGAUCAGCUUUACUGCACCCAUGUUGAUGAAGAUUAUAGCAAUCGUGUUGAUCAAGUUUAUUGCAAUC
Branchiostoma belcheri (Belcher's lancelet) is the source of this 2767-nucleotide messenger RNA. Its product is annotated as F-box/LRR-repeat protein 18-like. The record is from RefSeq and is a predicted model, not a curated record. Gene Ontology annotation, biological process: SCF-dependent proteasomal ubiquitin-dependent protein catabolic process. The transcript is spliced from 10 exons. Gene Ontology annotation, cellular component: SCF ubiquitin ligase complex. Gene Ontology annotation, molecular function: protein binding. Lineage: Eukaryota; Metazoa; Chordata; Leptocardii; Amphioxiformes; Branchiostomatidae. Bases 9 to 2174 code for a protein of 721 amino acids.